Molecule: messenger RNA, 5562 nt
Organism: Prunus armeniaca (apricot)
Lineage: Eukaryota; Viridiplantae; Streptophyta; Magnoliopsida; Rosales; Rosaceae
Source: the annotation of a GenBank genome assembly
AUGGAAAAAGCUUCAGAGCUAGUCUUCAUCCCCUCCGCCGGCAUGGGCCACCUCGUCUCCGCCGUCGAGAUGGCAAGGCUCCUCGUUGCUCGACACGACCGACUUUUCAUCACCGUCUUCAUCAUGAAGCUACCCUUCGACUCCAAAGGCACCGAGUCCUACAUAGCCUCCCUCGAGGCCUCUCCCGUGUCGCCACGUGUCAACUUCAUCACCCUCCCAAAAGUUCCUACCAUAGACAAUCACAUGAGCCCCAACUCCUUCCGCAACCAGUUCAUCGAAAGUCACAAAACCCACGUCAAAAACGCGGUCGCCGAACUCACCGAGUCUGAGUCCGAUUCAAGGCCUCGGCUCGCUGGGUUCAUCAUCGACAUGUUUUGUACAACAAUGAUCGACGUGGCGGAUGAAUUUGGGGUUCCUACUUACAUGUUCUUCACUUCACCAGCUGCGUUUCUGGGGUUGUUGUUUAGCCUACAGAGAAUUCGUGACGUGUAUAACAAGGACGUGAGUGACUUCAAGGACUCGGACGCUGAGUUGGCCCUGCCCACUUUUGUCAACUCGGUUCCCGCCAAAGUCUUGCCCAGUGUGCUUCUGGACAAGGACGGUGCGAAGGCUAUCCUCGGCUAUGCCAAACGGUUUAGAGAAACCAAGGGUAUUUUGGUAAAUACAUUCAUGGAGCUGGAAUCGCACGCUCUUGAUUCUCUUUCUGAUGGUGAAACCCCACCUUUGUAUCCUGUGGGCCCCAUCUUGAACCUAAAGAGCGAUGAUAGCCAAUCGGGUUCAGAGCAGGCGCAACAGAAGUCUGAUGUAUUGGAGUGGCUAGAUGAUCAGCCUCCUUCGUCUGUGGUGUUCCUGUGCUUUGGGAGCAUGGGAAGCUUUGGUGAGGACCAGGUGAGAGAGAUAGCGUGGGGGCUUGAGCGGAGUGGGCUCCGGUUCUUGUGGUCUCUACGCCAGUCGCCACCAAAGGAGACCGUUGCGUCCCCUAGUGACUAUUCAGAUCCCAAGGCGGUCCUGCCCGAAGGGUUCCUCGAUCGGGCGGUUGGAAUAGGAAAGGUCAUAGGGUGGGCCCCGCAGGUGGCGAUCUUGGCCCACCCUGCAAUUGGCGGGUUUGUAUCUCACUGCGGGUGGAAUUCCACGCUUGAGAGUCUAUGGUUUGGGGUGCCGGUUGCCACGUGGCCAAUGUACGCUGAGCAACAAUUAAAUGCCUUUGAAUUGGUAAGGGAGUUGGGAUUGGCUGUGGAAAUCAACAUGGAGUAUAGGAGGGACUUUUAUGGGGAGAGUCCGAAGGUUGUGAAGGCAGAAGACAUAGAGAGAGGAAUAAGGGAGGUGAUGGUGCAGGAUAGUGAUUUAAGGAAGAGGGUGAAAGAGACGAGUGAGAAGAGCAAGAAGGCCUUGAUGGAUGUCGCUGGUAAGCGAGCAGGGUCUCAAAACCUUAGCUUCCCUUUAUUUUGUUUUCGGCUGACUCCUCCUGCCGUUCCUUUUUUCAUCAUGGGAGACUCAUAUUCCAGUCCUUUUUCCCUUCACCAUUCUGAUCAUCCUAACCUUGUUCUUGUCUCCACCAAAUUAAAUGGAGACAAUUAUACCACCUGGGCACGCGGCAUGGAGAUCUCUUUGAGCGCCAAGAACAAACUUGGCUUUAUUCAUGGGACUUCUUCUGUUUCUGCCUAUUUCACUCGUCUCAAAGGCCUUUGGGACGAACUUGCCUCGUACAACGAACCCUGCACUUGUUCUUCAGGCACCAAGAACGACAGACAGCAGCUUAUGCAGUUUCUCAUGGGGCUUAACGAGUCUUUUUCUGCCGUUCGUGAUCAAAUCCUCUUGAUGAGCCCCCUGCCCACCGUUCGCCAUGCCUGUUCCUCCGUGUCUCAGGCCGAGAAGCAACGUUCGAUGGGUUCUCCCCGUUCCGUCGACCAAUCUGCUGCAGCCAUGGCGGUCCGUGGAUCGUCCCGUGCUUCCUCCGACCGUCCUCCUCUUCACUGCACCUAUUGCAACUACGAUUUUCACACCCGUGACAAUUGCCACAAGCUUCAUGGUUACCCUGUUGGUCAUCCUCUCCAUGGCCAGCCGUGGAGGCCACCCCGUCGCUCUACCUCUGCUGGUUCUUCACGCAACAAUGGUGCUGGUUCUUCACGCAGCAAUGGUGCUGCCCCUUCUGCCCGUAACCUCCAUGCUGCUCAUCCUUGGCCCACUACCAGCCCUCCUUCAGCUCACCACGUGCAAGGGCAGCCCACGCUGCAUGAUGUCCAGAUUGCUAUGCCCCAUCUCUCAACCGACCAACACUCCCGAGUUCUUGCUGCCCUCAGUGACGGUGCCCAGCCUCCUUCCUCUCCUCAGGCUCAUGCUGUUUUUGGUGAGGAUUUUACCAAAGGUUUGUUUCCCGUAGCUUCUCGUCUUGGUCAAUGGAUCCUUGACAGUGGCGCUACGGAUCAUAUUACCUCUUCCGCCUCGUGUUUGGUUAAUACUUCUGCUUCGCAUUUGCCACCUGUUUCUUUGCCCAGUGGUGCUACCGCCCCUAUUACUUCCACUGGCACUCUUCAUUUAAAUUCCUCUGUUUUUUUGAAGGAUGUUUUAUGCGUCCCUACUUUUAAAGUGGACCUUUUAUCGGUUGGUAAGCUUACAGAUGGAUUAUCGUGUUCCGUAACAUUCUUUCCCUCUUGGUGUGUUUUGCAGGAUUUGGUUUCGAAGGCAACGAUUGGUGUGGGUAAGCGACGUGGUGACCUAUAUUAUCUUGUGGCUCUUGCCUCCUCCAUCCCAUCCAGUCACCCCCUCUGCAAUGUCAUCACCAUCCCGUCUUCCCUGUGGCAUAGGCGCCUUGGUCAUCCUUCCCAUCCUCGUUUGCAAGCUUUAGCUUCUAGUUUUUUACAUUGUUCUUUUGAUUCUAGUCAUGUGUGUGAUGUUUGUCCUUUGGCAAAACAAACUCGUCAACCUUUUGGUUUAAGUUCAAUUUCAACAACCUUUCCUUUUGCUUUAAUUCAUUGUGAUAUUUGGGGCCCGAAUCGUCAAACUUCCCUUUCUGGAGCUCAUUAUUUUUUAACCAUUGUGGAUGAUUUUUCUCGUUUUACAUGGGUUUUCCUCAUGAAACAUAAAUCUGAUACUCAACAAUUACUCAAGGAUUUUUUUGCUUAUGUCAGUACCCAAUUCCAUGCUAAAAUUCGUUGCAUUCGCACUAACAAUGGCGGCGAAUUUCUUUCUCUUCGUCCAUUUUUUUCGGAUCAUGGGGUUUUACUUCAAACUUCUUGUGUCUAUACCCCUCAACAAAAUGGCGUUGUUGAACGCAAACAUAGACACCUCUUAGAAACCGCACGUGCACUUCGCUUCCAGUCCAAUCUUCCCCUCAAAUUUUGGGGUGAAUGUAUCCUUACCGCUGCUUAUUUAAUAAAUCGUCUUCCCACCCGUCUUCUCCAUAAUCACACACCGUUUGCAGUCCUUCAUAACAAAGUCCCCACCUAUGAUCACUUCCGCGUUUUUGGUUGUUUAGCCUAUGCCACCUCUGUCCUUCCACCCACUAAAUUUUCCCCUAGGGCUCACCGUUGCAUCUUCCUUGGUUACCCUCCCGGCCAAAAGGCCUACAAACUAUAUGACCUAGACACUCACCGCCUCUUCACAAGUCGGGACGUAAUCUUCCAUGAAGAUUCCUUCCCUUAUACUCUUCCCCCCACCUCUACCCCAUCCCCCACGCCUCCCUUGCCUCUCCCUUCCUCUCUGGACUUUCCUUAUCCCCCAUCCCCUGUCCCUACACCACAACCCCUUACUGCCCCUCUUGCCGACCCAUCCACCUCUCCCUCCACGGCUCCUCCUCCUCCUCUUAAUGACACCUUCCCUGACCACUCUGCUCCCUCUCCCGAUAUCCCAUCUAGUUCACCCCCGGACCCCAACCCCUCCUCGCUCCCACCUCCUUCUCAACCUUUCCCCGCCCCCCGCAUUUCUUCCCGCACCCGUACAUCCCCAUCCUAUUUUAAGGACUACGUUUGCUCGCAGGUGAUUCUGCCGCCACACCAAUCCUCGACUUCGCCGCCCAAUUCUCCACCUGGUACGCGUUAUCCACUUUGUAAUUUUAUUUCUUAUCACCGUUACUCACCCAAACAUCUUUCAUAUACAUAUUCUGUCAGUCGGCAUGUGGAGCCCUCCUCCUUUGCCGAGGCUACCAGUGAUCCUAAUUGGCGUCGUGCCAUGCAUGAGGAGCUUCAGGCAUUACAUGCCAAUGGUACUUGGACUCUGACUACUGGCAAAGCUCCCAUUGAUUGUAAAUGGGUGUACAAAUUGAAGUAUAAUUCUGAUGGUUCUAUUGAGCGUUACAAAGCUCGCUUGGUUGCUAAAGGUUACACACAGGCUGCAGGUAUUGAUUAUCAUGACACUUUUUCCCCUACUGCUAAGAUGAUUACUGUGCGUUGUCUUCUUGCUCUUGCUGCUAGUCAGUCUUGGUCUCUUCAUCAGCUCGAUGUUAAUAAUGCUUUUUUGCACGGUGAUUUACAUGAGGAAAUUUAUAUGUCUCCUCCUCCUGGUCUUUGGCGACAGGGGGAGAAUCUUGUGUGUCGCCUUCAUAAAUCUCUAUAUGGUCUCAAGCAGGCUUCUCGCCAAUGGUUUGCUAAAUUCACUACUGCCAUUCUUUCCGCUGGAUUCCAACAAUCAAAAGCUGACUAUUCAUUGUUCACCAGAAAGUCCGGUACUUCUUUCACAGCCUUACUCAUUUAUGUGGACGAUAUUGUGAUUACAGGGAAUGACGUCAGGGCCAUUGAUUCUCUGAAGUCUUUUCUCCGUGACCACUUUCGGAUAAAAGACCUUGGGGAACUAAAAUAUUUUUUGGGUAUCGAGGUUUCUCUCUCUCAACGUGGAAUUUAUAUUUCACAGCAAAAGUAUGCAUUGGAGAUUCUCAAGGAUUAUGGUUUUCUGGGUGCACGGCCCAUUGCUUUUCCCAUGGAUGACACAAAAUUAUCUGAUCGAGGAGAACUUCUCAAGGAUCCUGAAAAGUAUCGGCGCUUAGUAGGACGGUUGAUUUAUCUCACCAUAACUCGGCCAAAUAUCACAUAUUCCGUGCAUGUUUUGAGUCGGUUUAUGCAUGAGCCCCGUGUUCCUCAUAUGGAUGCUGCGCUUCGUGUUGUUCGUUAUUUGAAAUCAACUCCAGGUCAAGGCUUAUUAUUUCGUUCUGACAACCAGACUAAGUUAGCUGCAUUUUGCGACUCUGACUGGGCAGUUGUCCUAUCACUCGUCGUUCGACUACUGGCUGAGGCAGAAUAUAGGGCAAUGGCAGGUGCUUGUUGUGAGUUAGUUUGGCUUCGUUUUUUGUUGAAGGAUUUGAAUAUUCCUUUGGAAGGUCCUUCUGUUUUAUUUUGUGAUAAUCAAGCUGCAUUGCAUAUAGCCGCGAAUCCUGUUUUUCGUGAGCGAACUCGUCACAUUGAGAUGGAUUGUCAUUUUAUACGCGAUAAGAUUGCAGAUGGAACCGUAGCGACAGAAUAUGUGCGUACGACACACCAGUUGGCAGAUUUGUUCACUAAGCCCCUUGGGAAGAACAAGUUUUCAACUUUGAUACGCAAGUUGGGUGUUCUUGACAUUCACUCUCCAACUUGA